GUGAUUCAUGUAAUUUCUCUUUUCUCCGCACAAAAUUCAAUCACACAACCUUUACUUUAUUAUUUUCCAUACCAAUCAAACUUGACAAAGUAGGGAGAAAAUUCCGACCAACAUAAUUUUAUUUUAAGAAAUAAACACAGUAAUAAUUAAGUGAAGGUCAAAACACAAAAACAAAAGCCCCGCAGGCUCAAAUGCUCAAUAAUGCAAGACGUAAGCAUCAUAUCGGACGGUGGCAUCGCCACUUGUGAUAUUAACCCAGUGAGUCCUGGCCUCAACGUAGCCGCGAGCGAACCGGAAAAGCCCACUGCCGCCGACGAUGGGCAUCUCCCGCACCUUAAGAAACGCCGGGUUCCGGCCAACCACCGUGAGGGUGCUGCCGUUGUACUUGCCUUCAAUGAAAGCCAGAUUCAUAACCAUCAAAAGCCCGAGAUCUGCCUGACCCGCCGAAGCAUAAAUCCCCUGCGCUCUUCCCACGCACUUGGAGCCCAGAUCCGGCCCGACCGUAAGCGGAUUGUCGAUUAUGUUUGUCCCCCCGAAGCCGGUCAUCGACGACGAGCUAUUAGCCGCCGGGAUGAUUUCGAUCGACGUCGGCUUCGUCCCGCUAAGGACGUCGUGCCAAUACCAGCGGAAAUGGCUGGCUUUUUCGAUCUUCAGUCCAAGUGAUUCCCGGUCUAUCUGCUUUCCGAAGAUUUGUUCUUCUCCGGUAGCCCGGAAAGUGAGGAGGAAGAAGAUGAAGAAGGGAAGGGAGACGGUAAAAAUGGGAUGCAUACUUGGAUUGUUUGCCAUAAUUAAAAAGCUGGCUAGCUUAAUUUGGUUUGGAUCAGAAGUGGGUUCGGACACUAGAAAUGGAUUGUUACCAGAAAGGUAUAUAUAGA
Molecule: messenger RNA, 875 nt
Organism: Cuscuta epithymum
Lineage: Eukaryota; Viridiplantae; Streptophyta; Magnoliopsida; Solanales; Convolvulaceae
Source: the annotation of a GenBank genome assembly